AGAAACCUAAAGCGUCAAAAUGGCUGAAUGUGUUUAGCUUCCAUUGCGGUUUAAUUUUCAUCAAGGACCUAAGUAAAUGGAUAUUUAAGUAUUUUACUAUGUUAAUAUAACGCAAGAAUAAAUAUUUUUAUUAUAAGUACGAUUUAGACUUAUGGGGAUGUUGAAAGAUUUAGUAUCACGACAUUCUAUAAAUAAUUCAUUUAGUAUAAUUAUAAAGAUAAAUAAGGAAUGAAUAAUAAUAAUACUUAAUUAUAAUUAUAAUAAUAAGCCUGGCCUGCUUCCAAGUUCUCAGCUAAGCCAAAAUAAUAAUGCCAUUAUUUUAAUAUUAAUUUAAUAUUUAGGCCCAGUAAAUUGCCAAUAUAAUAAAAAUUGUAAUAGUAUCCUUAAUAUAAAAUAAAAUAUUUUAUAAUUUCAAAAUGAAAUAUUGAACUCAAAACAAAGCUCAAUGCAAUUGUCAAUAAGAUUUGCAUUCAUUCUAAAAUUAAUAAUAAUUUUAAUAAAUAUUAUGUAUACGUAUAAUUAGUUAUUACUAUUGACUAAUAGUAUUAACUUUAUUAAGAAUUUGAAACUUUUGAAGAAAAGUACACAAAUUUAAUUUCGUAGGCUUAAAAUUAAAUUUAACAUAUAUAAAAUUGAUGAAAGAUAAUUGAAUGGACUAUAUGUUUGUAAUAGCUUGAGUCUAAUGGUACCUGGGUGCGAAUGGUGGCACUGCGUGUCUGGGUCCAUUUUGACUUGGUGCUAUUCGGAUGUCAUUUGUGGUAGGUUAUUUUAGUUAAACUGAAGAAUUAAGUUUACAAACAUAUAGUGGUUCAAUUAUCUUUCAAUCGAUACAGCAUUUUGUCUUACAAACCCAACAAUAAAAUUUUAAAUAGUACUUUAAUCCCAACCUCUCACUUCUGGUACCUGGUUACGAAUAGCCACUUUGAUAUUUCUUUAUUUGUUAAUCUAUAGAGAAGUUAAAAAGCGAUUCUGAUAGAAAAAUACAUAAAAUUUCUUUUUUUUUUAUUUAUAAAGUUUUUUAUUGUUGAGUUAGAAAAAUCGAUGCCAAAACCAGCGGUAAUAAAAAAGUUAAUAAUUAGAGAUUAUAUUCUAUAUUUAAUGUACAAUAUAGUAAAGUCUAUAAUUAUAUUACUAUUGCUCUAUUGGACUACAGUUACUUUAUUUUUUUGACACAAAAUGUAUCUUUCAAUUUGGAUCAGAUUAUGUUGUUAAAUUAAUUAUAUUUGAGUCCCUUAUCAGUGAUCAGCUAAUAAUUAUCAUUCAUUUUAUUAAUAUUUAUUUAUAACAGUAACAAUCUGAAAAACAAUUUAAAUUUUUUUAUUUUAUGUAAUAAAAUGUAUUGGAUGAAGUGAUUGAAAUUUUUGGCUAAGUAUAAAUAAAUAUUAUAAAAUAUACAUUUUAUGUUAUUUUGUUUAUUUGAAAACUUUAAAGCAAAUAUAUUUUCUACAGUUGAUAAUGUUUUACAUACUCAAUCUCAUAAAGCAAAAAACACAUGGACUCUAUAAUUGACAACUUAUGACUUUUGCAUUAUGAAAUAUAUUCACACUUGUAUCCCAUUUUCAUACUCCAAUUCAGAAUAUUAAAUGUGAGAAUUGAUUGAAAAAAAAACAAAAAAAAAACAACAAAAAAACAAUAAUAUGGCAUCUGUUUCGAUGGCAAAAGUUGUCAGAGUGGAAGAUGUAGAGCCUAAAACUCCUUAUUGUGCAAAUGAAAGUCUUGGUACUGAAAUGAUGACAGUUUCAGUGAUUGAAGAUGAACAAAAAAGGAAAAGCAUUAUUUCUGUGGAGUCUCAAGUUUCUUCAGGUAUGUUUGUGUUUUUUUUGUUUAUGCUGACUAUUAGUAAAAAACAAUUAUUAUGGUUUCGUAUAAUUUUUCUUUGAUGCAGACCCAGGAUACUAUGUAGUUAAAUGAAGUCAAUAAUAUUACCUUUUUUGUUGUUUGAAAAAUCAAAAAUGUCUGAUUUCAUAUAUAGGCCUCCAUCAGCUAUUGGAAAUAAUUAUGACAAUUUAUGGAUUAUAUAUUUGUUUUUAAAAAACAACCACUAAAGAUGCUAAUAUUCAACUAACUUUAUAGGUACAAAUACAGAUGGUAAUUUAUUAAGUAAACAUGAAGAGCUAGCAGCUCCAGAUAAUGAAAAGAUGUUGUAUUUUGAAAUAUAGUUUGGUAACCAGCACUAAAAUUCAACUAUCAAAAACUGCAUCUAAUAUCGAAUGUGUGUUUUUUUCUAUAAAAAAAAAAUCUGCAUAGCAAACUUGAAAUUAUAACUAAUAAUUUUAUUCCAUACUAGUAAUAAAUGUUUUGUUUACAUCUUAAUGCCUUGUAACGUUCACAGACAAGAUGUAUCCACUACCUGAAAACUGGCCAAAGAUUUUACAACUAGCUCGACCACGUAGCUGUGAACUCACCAAUAUUUGGACACCAUGUCUUAGGAAAGCUGUCUCUCAUAUAGAAUUAUUGCAGAAUGCAAUCCAGCAAUCAUUUGAAUCACUAAAUGAGAAACAACUUUUGCAAAAAAAUCUGCAACAAACCUCUGAAUAUGGUAAUACUAAUAUGACCACAUAAUUUUUCAGAGUAAAAUUGUUCACAGAUGGCUUAUUUAACAUGGACAAUACAAGUUUAGCACUGAGUUUAAAGUGAUUCAUAAUUAUCACUUUGAAAACAUAGCUCACUCAUAGGAUAAUACUGUAAAUUAAAAAAAAUAUAAAAUAACACUACAACAAAAUUUGGUGAGAAAAAACAUAACAUGCAUUUGUAAAGCAAUAUCUCUAUUUUAAAUAAAAAAUCUAAUGUCUUAAUAAUUGCAAAAUCAAUUAAUGUUUUGUAUUUCAUAAAGAACAAAGGAAAUAGAUUCCAUUUUCAGUAUAUGUGAUUAUUAUUUUAAACAAGAAGUGCCUGCACAUUAAUUAAAGUAUUUUUAGCAGGUGGAAAGAGGCAACUUAAAUUUCCAGGAGCAGUUGAUGAAAAAGCAAUGAUCAGCAAUGAAGAUCAGUUCUCCUACAGGCAAAGCUCAACCAGAAUGUUGUCAUCCAGAGGCCUGUCAUCAGUUAAAAAUGAUUUAUCAGUGUUUGGUGUGGGUGCUUAUGUUGAAGAAGGUAAUUAGCUUGUUUUAUUAAACAAAUUUAAACUGUUUGAUAUGCAGACAUUUAUUUCUUUAUGUUGCUGAAUUAUCAGACUGAUAUUUUUUUUCAGCAACUAGUUUAAUUAUUAAAAAAUAAAUAAUUUAAAAUUAUUUAAUUUUUUUAUCACUUAUAGUUAUUCUGUUUAACACAUUUUAGGAUAUUUUUAAUUGAUUGAUUUUUGUGCCUUCAGUAACAAGUUUUAUUAAAUAUAUAUUGAAAUGUGACAGACUCAAACAGGCUAUGAAAUAAUCUUACAGGACUUGGCAGUGAAAAAAAUGAUAUUCCUUAUCUGGGUGCUCAAGAGGUUAUAGAUGAAGUGAUUAUCUUACUAGCUAGGCUUGAGAAUGACUGGCAUGAAACACAAGAGGCAUACCUAAAAGAGGUUGCUAGAACAGAAAUGCUUCGAGCUAAAAUUGAUGAGCUUCGACUUCGCAGAUUAAAGGAGUUACCAGCCCUUGUACAGAGAGGUAUUUUAUGUUAAGCAUAAUCUGGUACAUGUUGAGGAGAAUCUUGAUCUGAAAAUUAUUUUAAAAAGUAUGAAAUCUGAAACUCAAAUUUAAUUAUUAUGACAUAAUAGUUAACUAUUUUGAAAAAAUUUAAAGCCAUAAAUAUAUAUAUCUAAAGCAUAUUUGCUUAUUUCCUUUCAGCAAUAGAUCUGAAAUAUUUGCACCUUCCACAUUUUUAAGUGCAUUCAUCUUGCUAAGAAAAGAAUCAGUCUUUAUAGGAUUAGGAAAGACUUCAGCACUUUAUAACUAUUGCAGUACUGGUUUUAUUGUCUUUCUAAUUCAUUAAUAUCUCUACAGAACAUGAGACUUGUAUAAUGGACCUUAGUGAACUUCAGUGGCAUUUAGCGUACACCACACAUAAUGAAGAAAAAGCUCAACAGCGUUAUAAAACUGCUGAAAAAAUAAACAGUCACUUGAAAGAGGAUAUUGCGUUUGUAAAGCAACAUGUGUAUGUACUUUUGAACAUAUAAUUCUGUAUAAUAUUUAGCAGUGUAAUAUUAUGUAAUUUUGAACUAUUUUAAGUAUAAGAAUUUAGCAGGGUAAUGGAUACUCAUUUCUGCAUUAUCCACUGUUCAGGUCUGUUAUAAUUCAAAUGCCAUGAUCAGACUGAACUAGUUCCAUGCAGCGCACUAAAUGAACAAAGUUAUUUAAACAUUUAUAGUUGCAUGCACCAUGAUUUAUUUUUUGUAAGAAAUUACAAUAGACUAAAUUAUAUUUAACAGACAUGUUAGCUUUCAUUCGCCUUAGUAAAUAUGUUAUGUUUCCUCUCAGUUCCCUUUUCACUAGGAAAAACAGGAAAAGUUAGUUCUCAUAUGAUCAUCACGACUGCAUAUUUACUAACUGAGUAUAUCUCAUGUCAAAUAAAAAUCUUAAUCUUAAACCCACUCAUUUCUACUUUCCAGAUCUAUAACAAAUGUUUAUUUUCAUGACUUUCUCUUUGGAAAAUUUCUUUGUUGAUUAGAGCAUUUUCAACAUUUUUAUCAAUGACUGGUUACAGCAGGUUGAUGUGUAACAGGAAUGCACCUGUUCAUUUAGCAUACAUCUUACAUCAUAUCGGGAUACAAUUUAUUCAAUAAAGUACAAACCUGUAUGUGUUGUAUCCCAGAAUCAUGACAGUUUAAAAAAAAAUAUUUAUAUAUUCAAAAUAUAUUUAUUUAAACUACUUUGUGCUAAAUAAGUUUGAAAAGUAAUAACAUUAAUUCUGCAAGACAAAAGCUAUUUGUUGAAACGUUCACUAUUAAAUUAAUAUUUGUAUGACAAAAUUUUUACUUCUUGUAGUCAUAGCCUAACAAAAAGUCUGGUCAAUUUAGAUUAUAGAAGUUUUCAAACUUUGCCACCCAUUUUUUUUUUCACUAGUGAAUUAAUUAAAUGUAGAUGUCUUGUUUUUAAAUUGUUGUAUUUAUGUGCUAAAAAUGUACCAUGCAAUCAAAAAAUAUUUCCAUUUGUUUGGAUCAAUAAAAGAAUCUUAUCUUAUCUUAUUUUCCUUCAGACCUUUGGUACAAGAAAAACUUAUCCUGGAGGUGGAAGCCAUGGACAAGAUAAGAAAAGCUCAGGGAGAUGUGAGUAGAUGACACUGCCUGUAUCAUUAUACAUUUUCAAACCAAAGAAUAUUGACUGACGGGAUUGAUUAUCUAAAUGUAAAAUAGAUCUGUGAAGAAAUUGGAAGUAAAAUGUUCAAGCUAUUCCUUCUGUAAGUGUAUAUUUAAAUCAGUUAUGUAAGAUUCAUAUCAGAAAAUUAUUUUUUCAGACUGACCAGGAGCUUGUAAUGACCAAUCAGAGGCUGGCCAAGACACAGAUGAAAUCUACUGAGGCCAUAACUAAGGCAGAAACUGAGCGGGGAUACAUAAAGAAGGAGUUGGAUAGAGUGAGAGAAGACCUUGCUAGCAUUAGGUGAAUUUUUCAUUUAUUUUGAAAUUUAAGCUGUAAGAAGUAAAUUUUCCACUAUUAAUUCGUUAACAUCUUUGGGCAGACAAUUAAUAGAUGCAUAUAAAUAACAAAGAAAAAUUUACUGAAAACGUUCCUAAACAAUUUAAAAAUGUCUGAUUUUGAUUUUUUAAGAAGAAAGAAACAGCUUUACUUUUACCUUUAGUGACAUAAGAAAUGCCCACAAGCCUAUUGAGACAUCUUUAUAAUUAUAAAUACUGACUGUAAAUUUUAAUUUUUGUCAGGCGUAUAUGAAAUUUAUAAUUAAAAAUUCCUUAGUGUGGCAGUUGAGUGUGUUCUGGAAUCACUACAUUAAGUAAUGAAAAAAAAAUGUAGGAGCUGGGUAUUUAUUAAAGAAAUGUUAAAAUGUUAAGCACUUUUAAUUUAUACAACCACUUGUGUGUAGCGAAGAGCUAAAUGAGGCUAAGAUGACCUUCAAUGCAUACAUUCAUCAAGUGAAUGACGUCAGUCAACAAUUGAUUGACAAUGAACAAGAAAUGAAAGUUCUUCAAGUGAAAAAUGAAAAUGCUAAGGUAGCUGAAGAAAUGCAAGCAACAAAAGUAAGUUCUGUAUUUGUAGCAUAUUUAAUAGAUGUACUAGAAUUAUUUUUUUAAACAAAAAUUGUAAUUUAAAUACCAUAAACCUUAAAAAGUAAUUAAAAAAUACAGCAAAAUUCGAAAGAACAAAUAUUUACAAACUACUUUGACCAUUCAGAAAAGUAAUUUAAAACAUAAAUGAUUGUUUAUUAUGAUGUGUUCUUCUUAAUUUAAAAAUAGUUUAAAAUUUAAUUGCACUUUUAUUACACUUUUAAAAACUUUGCUAUUGGCAGGUACGAAACUUACAAUCUAAACUUACACAAGCUGGAUUUGAAUACAGACGACUAGAAAAUGAAAAUGAUCAACUGGAACAAGAGCUCAACACCACUGUAUGUAGAUUUAAACCCAUGCUAAAUAGAAGUAAUGACUUCAAUUAUUACUCAAAUUUAUCAUUAUAUCAUUUGCAAGAUUUAAUCUGUUUAAUCAAUUUUUUAACAGCUUGUAAAAUGAUCCAGUACAAAACUAAGAACGCAAAAAAAGGUUUUAAGAACUCUACUUUGAAUGUACUGAUAUUUUUUAUACCUACAACCUUAAGAAUAAUUUAAUGGCACCUUGACUAUUAUAUUAAAGUAUUUUAUUUUUGUAUUUAGAAAAAUCGUAACAACCACAGACUUCAAGAUUUGGAAAAUCAGGUGACAGCACUGGAGGUUAAACAUAAAACAAUUUUUCAUAAAAAUCAGGAAAUUACAAUGGAUAUUGAGGAUUGUGAGGAGAAGAUCGCAAGAUGGUAAUUUUAUGUUUUAUCUAAGAUGUUGACUGAUUGUAGGCUCAUACAUUAAAAUUAUAAGAAAACUCUUAAAUAAGAAACAACAAUCACUGAUAACAUUUGAUAGCUUUUUAUUUCAAGAAUAAUUUGGUCAUUAGUGAUUAAAUUUUAAGUCAAAGUUAUUUUUGUGUCUACAAUUGUAUUAAAAAAUUAUCAUGUCAUCAAUCUUCUUGAAUUGUAAAAGUGAAAUGUGAAAUAUAUACUUUUCAGUAACCAGCAAAAAAUUUCUGAUGAGAAAAAUGUUGCAAGAAUCAACAGAGAGAUGGAGAAGACUGGUGACAUGCUGCAUAAAACUAUGGAAAGUUAUAAAGGCAUUGCCGCUCUGAAUCACCAUUUACAUGGCCAACGUGCUGUAGAACUAGACAAAACAUUCCAAGUAGAACAGAAACUAAAGGUAGAAUUAUGAAUAAAGUAUUUAUGGCACCUGUGAGUAAUAAAGAAAUUUUGAAUUCAUCUGAUACAAGCUAACAAAUUUUCAUGUAUUUUUAGAUAACUGUGGAAACCUUGCGAAAACAUGUUAAAGACGAGAUGCACACAAGAACAGUAUUAAAUGCUCGUAUUAGCUCUGAUGGAAAUGAGAUUGAAAAGACAAAAGUAGAAUCUGCAAAAAAGAACGAGAAAGUGGGCAUAAGUUUUGAUUUGUUUUCUAUUGUACAAUUAAUUAUUUUUAAAAAUUUCCAUCUAAACACUACAUUUUGGAGAUUCCUAAUGAUUUUACAUAAACUAUAGUAAUUAGGUGGUUUUGUACCUCUGUUUGGUUUAAAAGACAUAAUAUAGUAAUAUUUUUAGUUCACCCUACUAUAAACUUCCCAAAUGAAAAAGAAAUUUCAAUGUAACUCAAGAACCUAUUGAAUUAAAAAAUGAACCUUAGAAAUUUUUCCCAAAAUUAAUUUUUAUCAUGUUAAAAUAAUUUAAAGUCUUAUGAUUUAGAUUCAGAGCAUUGCAGAUGAAGUUGAAAGGGCUGUCAGUGCAGUACUUGAAAAAGUAGAAAAACUUCGAUCUGCUAAGGCAGAGAGACAACAGGUAAUAAAUAGUAUAAUUCAUCAAAUUAUAUAUUAAUUUCCUGUUUUGUUAAAUUUUUUUAAAAAUUGAAAAUAUAUUUCAAGUUAUAAUCAUUUACAUUUCAGCUAAAGAAUAACUUAACAACAAAACUGAAGGACACAGAGACUAUGCACAAGGAGAGUCAAGAAAAGUUGACUAAAACAAUAGAGAAACUGGAACCACAACAUCACACUGUCAAGGUGGGACAACUAGAGGGCAAACAUUUCAAAGACUUUCAAUAAUAAAUAUAAAACUUUCAAAGUACUUAAGCAUUACCGUUUCAGUUUUUCUUUAAAUUAUUAGGUUAUAAUUCAAUUUAAUUUGCAAUUUAAUCCAAACUUAAUAGCAUUAACUUAAUUAACAUAACUUCAACAAAAACAGAAUGAGCUAAAAAAUCUUAAUGAUCAACUGCAUGAGAUGGAACGGAGUACACAGAUGAUGAAAAGUAAAAUUGAAGAAAUGGAUGCAGCCCAGCAGAUGAUGGAGAGAUCUGUUAAAACAUCAGAAGAAACCAUUGCAGUUUUAACGUAUGUAAUACCAUUGAACCAAAUUACAUAUUUUACUUUUUGUAUAAGCUAUUUAUCUCUCUUAAUCAAGUUUGAUUUGUAAACAUGGGUCUGCAAUUAAUAACAAUUAUUAAAGAAAAAAAGAGCAACAUUUUUCAUUCUCUUUUUAUAACCUCACACCAGCAAUCCACAACCUACUGCUUUUUGCUACAUUACAAACAUCAACAUCACAUUGCUGCAGUACCCCACUUUGUAGUAUAAAAAACCAUUGCUUACACACAUGCCUGGCCAAAACUCGCCCAAAGUCAAAGUACCCUAUAAAUUACUACUUCUAAAGAAAAUAGGUCAUAAUCUCUCACCUGUACAGAGGCCACAUCAACUAAAUCUGCACCAUAAACCUAUGAAACCAGUCAGAACAGAAACAUACCCUUCUGCUAACAUCUGAAUGAGACAAUACCACCUGUUUCAUUGCCCAUUACUUCUUUAUAAAAUGAGCAACUGAAAAUAAAAAAUAAAAUGUUUGACCGUUGCUUUAGGCAGAAGUGCAGAAAAUUGUAAAAAAUGAAAGCAGUCAAAUGUAGUGGAGAAAGUUCAUCACCUUGGAGACAGUUUAGGAGAAAACCUGUACAAGAUCAAUAACAAAGCCCUUUGUCCAGUUUCUAAACAUUUUAGUAGUGCUAACCACAAUUUAAUAUUGGACAUAGCACUAUCUGGUAUAAUGUAUGCAAGUAAUACACCUGACAGACUUUUUUGGAAAACAAAUUAUUAAAAAUAUUUGUUACAUUCACUCUAUACAGUAUAAAUAAAUUUUACAUAGCUUCAAUGUCUUUUACUAUAUGGUUUUUAUAUUUAAUUCCAUCCACUUUCUUUUUUCUUUCUAUUUUUUUGUUUUUGUUAGGGACUUGUGCCCAUUAUUAUUCUUUUCUUUCAUUUUUUGAUAAAGGCAGAAUAUAAAUUUGUUAUGUAAAUUUAAUUUAUAAUUAUAUCAAGCUUUUCGUUCUUCUGAUGAAGGCAUUAGCCGAUACAUUUGAAUUUAUUUUUUGUCUUAAAGCUUAAAAUAUAUUGUUUUAUUUACACAAAUUGUUUGUGUCCCAUUCAUCUUCAUUCAGAAGAGUACAUUCUCAAAUGAUAAAUUUGCUGUUUUUAAAAAAAAAAAAUGCAACAAUACCAACAUUUGACUUGAAUCUAGAAAUCAACUGAAGCAAUAUUGUAUGUUUUUUUUCCAUGCAAUACAUUCACAGGUCAGAGCGGGAGGAGCUUAACCUACAGAUUACCUCUGGAAGAAAACUAAAUGCAGAUCUACUCAAGCAGUAUAAUGACAUGCAAGGUCAGUGAGGGGAAAAAACACCCUACAACAAAUUUGAAUAUUAUUUAAAUAACCUGUUAUCCUAUGCAUUUCAUAAGUAAUUUCAACUAUAAGGUUAAAUUCUAAGAUAUCAAGAGAUUUACUAUUGAUUUUUUAUUUAAAGGGACAUGUUUUGAUUUAUGGUUGGCUAAAUUUAAUUGACUUAAUUCUUUCUUUGUCAUUACCAGAGCGUUCUAAGGAAAGUGAGAACAAGCACAAAGCUUUGAUGAAAGAUAGAGAGGCUGUUCUGAAGAAAUAUGAGGUUUUAUGCUUGUCAUUUCAUGAGUAUAUCUGUAGGGGAGAUUUUACAUCUCUAAGAUAAAAUAAAUUACUAACCUUAAUUCAUCAAAUUUAACAAAACAAUUUAUGCAUUUGAACAUAUAUUUUAUUUGCAUUUUAAAUGUUAUUUUAUUACAUGAAAGAGACUUAAUAUUAAUAUUAUUUCAAAUGGACCAAAAAUAUUAUAAUUAUAGAGUUUUACAUAUUCAGCCUUAAAUAAAUGUUCAACUGACAUUAAUUAAAAUAUUCAAUUUUUUAUUCAAAAGUUAAUAUCUUUUUUUCUAAAUUUGAUAACUCCAACAAUUGCUGAUGAUUAAAGGACAUUUACAGGCUGACAAAACCCGUUAUAAAGAGAUCAACAAAGACUUGGCCUCUAGGUACAGACAACUCCAGAAUUACUAUUUGUUAACAAAAGAGCAGAUGCUGAAAAGCUAUGAGGAGAGAAUUCAACUUGAAGCUGCCAUUACAGACGUGAAACAGGUAUAAAAAACAACUUUAUUUCAUUUUCAUGUUAUUCCUAGCAUAAUGUCAUACUUAAAUUUCAUUCAACUUGAAGCUGCCAUUACAGACGUGAAACAGGUAUAAAAAACAACUUCAUUUCAUUUUCAUAUUAUUCCUAGCAUAAUGUCAUACUAAAAUUUGAAGAGUACCCAUUGAAUGUGUGUAUGGGUAGUUGUAUAAAUUGUACAAUUCCUGAGCCACAUCUCCUAUCAGUGAGUUCUUGUACUUUGAACCAGUUCAGAGGCACUGACCUUUUGUCAAAAUCUGCACCUUCUUACUGAAGAAAUUUUUUUUUCUUCCUUGAAAUAAUAUUUAGGAAUUUUUAAAAUAGUUUCAUUGGUAAACAAAAGUCCCAUACUUUUUUUUCCAGCUAAGUUCCAUACAAUCCAAGCUUCAGGGAGCCUUGGCUGAGUAUUUUAAGCUGAGCGGUCUUUACAAUGAGGCAGAGUUGUGCAAACUAGAGAAAGAAUCUUCCCAUAAUGCAGAUCGUGUUUCUGAGCUGCAAGUUAGCAUGGAGCAGGCUUUAGAGCAAAUAUCCCAGUUUCUGAGUUCACAGAUGGAUGUUCAGAUGGUCAAACAGAUCGCCUUGGAUACUGUGAUGAAGAGAAGCGAACAAGUGGUGUUACCCAACAUUUCCCAGGUUAAAUCAGGGUUGUCUACUCUUUCAUCGGUUGUAAACUCUCGACAACCGACAGCUGUUGUAUAAAUUUAAAUAUAAACUGAAAUUAUAAUAUACUUAGUAUUAUAUGCUGACCUGUAAAAAAUUUUGAGUAGUCAAAGAACAUCUCUAACUGGAUUUGAAAACAUGAAAAUUGUUUCCUCAUUUGAAGUUGGACUAAUGAUAUUAAUAUUUAAAAACUUAUUACAGAUCAACUUGUUGCAAAGAUUAGCUCUUUUGAUCUUCUUAGCAAUGAUUUAUUCCACAUUUUCUAUUUCUGAUUUCACCUUUUACUCAUAUUAAAUUAUAGAUUGCAGGAAAAUAUGCC
This is a messenger RNA of Lymnaea stagnalis (great pond snail), 11568 nucleotides long. Lineage: Eukaryota; Metazoa; Mollusca; Gastropoda; Lymnaeidae. The record is from the annotation of a GenBank genome assembly.